Molecule: messenger RNA, 2488 nt
Organism: Emericellopsis atlantica
Lineage: Eukaryota; Fungi; Ascomycota; Sordariomycetes; Hypocreales; Bionectriaceae
Exons: 1
Coding region: 270-2225 (651 amino acids)
Source: RefSeq, a predicted model, not a curated record
GGUAUAUAUGCACGGACCCGACUUUUACACGUGACGUUAGAUUUAGAGGAAUCAGAGAGCAGCUGCCGUGGCAGCGGAACACGCAUUCCAUCAUACAUCCUUGAUCUCCUCCGACAGACAAAGGACAAACCAACAGCAACACUUCUAUACAAUUUAUUGAUAGUCACGCACAGACUCCGAAACGCCCAUACAUUUGUAUGUACUGGCCAUUAUCGUCCAUCUAGCAGUUCGCCCUCGCACCGAUCCCUGCAGUAUGAGCAUCGCCCACCAUGGUCUUCACUGGCCUGCUCACCUCGAGCGAUAGGCCACACAGGCCAGCAUCCGCGUCCAGUCGUCCGAAAGCCUCCUCCUCGGCCUCCGAAGUCGACCUGCUCCCCGAGUACAUCCACGAUGAGGUACAGCUCCCGUGUAUACCUCCCGAGCGACCGAACCUGCGGGAGCUGAACAACAGCCUGGAGGCCCUGGCUGCCGUCUUCCCCGACAUCCGCAUCGAAGUGUUCCGCGAGCUCCUCGGAAGCUUCGAUGGCGAGUCUCGUUUGGCACUCGUUGCCGAUACGUUGCUGAAGAAUCGCGUUCAGUGGGUCAAGGGGCGAUGGAGGGUUGCUGAGAAACACACGGGCGAGUCCGAGCCGAUCCCCCGCGGAGAGUCCUUUCGGAGUAAGGAAUAUAUCACCGCCGUGCAGAACCUGGCCUACCAAGAGUUCAAGGGGCUGUCCAAGCUGAACAUCAAUGCCGUCCUUGCCGAGUCCAACUACUCGUACCUCGAGGCCCGCCAAACGCUCGCCACGCUGUCGUCCAAAUCAUGGCGCUUCACCAUCUCCUCCUUCUUCCUCCGGCGAAAGCCCAUCGCUACGGGCGAGGCAGAACACCACCCCCUGGUGGUCUGGCGGUCGACAGGGCAAGGGGCUAUCUAUCCCGCGAUACGAGCGACUGGUAAUGCCGAGUUUGACCGGGAGUUGUUCACGCGCCUGAUUGCGCCCCUGAAGGAGCGCGAUGCCGAGCGAAAGGAAGCAGCGGACAGGGAAUACGCCGUGCAGAUCAACAACGAGGAGGCAGAGGCGGCCGACGCGACGUAUGACUGUACCUGCUGCUUUUGCCCUGGCACCUUUGAGGAGUUUACCCACUGCAACAAGGAAGGCCACAUGAUUUGCUUCCGGUGCGUGCAGUACUCGAUCAAGGAGGCCGUCUUUGGGCAAGGCUGGCAGAGCAGCAUCAACGCCGACGCGGGUACGCUGAAAUGCAUGGCUGUGGACGGCGACGGGUGCACGGGGCAUGUCCAGCGCGAUCACAUGCAGCGGGCGAUGACGGAGGAGAAGAAGGGCGCCGAGAUCCUGCACAAGCUCGACCAGCGGCUUGCGGAGCACAGCUUGCUCGCGUCCAACGUGCCGCUCGUGCGGUGUCCCUUUUGCAACUACGCCGAGAUUGACGACAUUUACGUGCCGGCGCACGAGGCGCGCUUGCGGGUCGACAUUGCCAGCAUUGUCUCUUUGUCUUUUACUUCACUGGGUGUACUCUUCUUCGCGCCCAUGGCCGUGUUCCUGUCGAUAGCAGGCUCAGUGCUGAUCCUACUUCUCGGUCAGCAGCACGCUUGGGGCCGUUGUCUUCGAAGAGAGUGGGACGCAGCGAUUACACGGCACAGGCGGCGGAGACGGGGGCAAAAGUUCACAUGUCAGAGCCCCGAGUGUGGCAGGCCGUCGUGUCUGACGUGCGGCAAGUCAUGGAAGGAUGUGCACGUCUGCAACGAAUCGUCCCUGGUCGCGUUGCGGACGCAGGUGGAAACGGCCAUGAGCCUGGCUAUUAAGCGCGUGUGCCCCAAGUGCAACACAUCGUUUGUCAAGAACGACGGCUGCAACAAGCUGACGUGUCCCUGCGGGUACAAGAUGUGCUACGUGUGCCGCGCCGACCUGAGCGAAGAGGGAUACCGACACUUUUGCGACCACUUCCGGCCGGACGGUGAUCCACGCCCGUGUGAGGAGUGCGACCGGUGCAACCUCUGGGAGUCGGAGGACACCAACAAGAUCCUCCGCCAGGCCAGGGAGGAGGCGGAGCGCAAGUGGAAGGCGGAGGAGAACCGCGAUCUGUCCGGGGAAGAAAAGGCGUUCCUCGAGACGGGCGUCGCGUCGAGGGGAGGCGAGCCCGCCGCGUUCCGCUGGGACGUGCUGCGCGGGCAGCGGCCGACGACGGCCGAGGUGUUUGACUUGAUUGUGAAUUGCUUCUUUCUCUAGUACGGGCGCAUCAUGAGGGUAUGGGGACAACCUUGGCGUCUAGCGAUCCACGACUUUGAGCGGGUCCAUGGCAUGUGGCGUUUGGGCGAGGCGGCGUUGGUGCUGAUCAGACAUAGACGAGACCGGAAGGGCAUUAUUAUCACUGCUGGUGCCCCCUUUUUACUACGGACACAAGAACAACAACAAGAUCGCCUGCAUGGGCAACCAGCAGCAGCAGGCGUAGCAGCAGAAUGGCGUUGACGGACAAUGGAUUAAUAAAGCAC